AUGUCUCAAAAACGAACUGCCAACGGCCACGAGUAUGACGUUAGUGGCAAUGUUUCCAAUGGCUUACCAUGCAACGGAGUCAUCACACCCGCAAGCAGCUUUGCUCAGGCAGCAUCUGAGAGGUUCGAUGUAAUCGUCAUUGGUGCCGGUUUUGCUGGCCUGACGGCCGCACGCGACCUGACCUUAUCAGGCUAUCAUGUCCUGGUACUUGAGGGGCGUGACCGUAUUGGAGGCAGAACAUGGACGUCAAAUGUUGAUGGACAUCUUUAUGAGAUGGGAGGAACUUGGAUUCACUGGGGACAGCCCCAUGUAUACCGGGAACUAGCCCGUUAUAACCUGCACCAAACCUUUUUUGCCACCGAUGAUGUGACGGACCAGCCACACACGGUCUUAGUAGUUGACGAUGGCAAGAAGCAAUAUUUAUCACAGGAAGAGUUUGACAAGUUGUCUGAUCAUGCCUUUAGAACCUACUGCAACGUUGAUGGUUGUGAAGGCAAGACGGUCAUUCCCUUCCCCAAUGAUGCUCUGUAUAACCCUGAUGCAAGAGCUUAUGAGUCCUUAUCCGUUAAUGACAGAUUGAACCAAGUCCGCAAGUCACUCACUAAAACCCAGAUAUGCAUUCUUAAGGGCAUAGUUGAAGGUAUUGUCGGCAACGAGGAUUUCGAUAAGGCAGGGUUCUUUGAUGUACUCCGCUGGUGGGCGCUAAGCGGCUACUCAACGCGUGGUAUAACUGAGUUCACGGAGUUAUACAAGGUGAGGGAGGGCCAAACGAACUUCGCGAUGAACCUGUUUGAGGAAGCUAUGCAAUCACAGAGACUUUCUUAUGUUUUCAACGCAGCAGUUGAAUCAGUGUCGGAUAAGAAUGAUGCUGUGGUGGCAACCUUGAAGAAUGGGCAGCAAUUUCAAGGUCGCCGCCUCAUUUCGACCCUACCCCUUAAUAUCCUCCCUGAUAUUAAAUUUGACCCUCGUCUAAGCUCUAUUAAAGACGAGGCGGCACGUAUUGGCCAGAUUCAUAACGGAGCCAAGAUCCAUUUUAAAAUCAAUGGCUUGGAGAAUCGCCCAUUAGCUGCUAUAUGCUACCCAAAAAACAGAUUUGUGAGCUCGUUGGGUGAUGGGCGGACUGAAACUGAAGGUAGCGGGAGCCGGCAUAUGGUUGUGUUUGGCAGGAACGAUGCUUCAUUAAGCGUGGAGGAUGAUGCCAAGUCCUUCUAUGCCGAAGCACGUGAGGCAUUUCCUGAUUUGCCAAUUGAAAAAGUGCUCUGGCAUGAUUGGAGUCGCGAUGAGUAUGCCAAAGGUGGCUGGUGCAUGUAUCGUCCUGACUUUGCCUUCCGAUACCAGGAGGCACUGAGGAAAAGGGCGGGAAACGUUCUGUUUGCCAGUGCUGAUUGGGCAUUGGGCUGGCGUGGUUUCAUCGACGGUGCCAUUGAGGAGGGAACUAGGGUUGCGUUUGAGGUCAAGGGCGAAAUGGCUCCUUCGACUUUUACAAAAGCAAACCUAUGA
Messenger RNA from Fusarium oxysporum Fo47, 1500 nucleotides. Its product is annotated as flavin monoamine oxidase family protein. Gene Ontology annotation, molecular function: oxidoreductase activity. Lineage: Eukaryota; Fungi; Ascomycota; Sordariomycetes; Hypocreales; Nectriaceae. The record is from RefSeq and is a predicted model, not a curated record. Bases 1 to 1500 code for a protein of 499 amino acids. The transcript has 4 exons.